AUGGCGGUUGUUAUAUUAGGAAAUACAGGAAUCUUUCCAACAAGUUAAAAAUUUGUGGGUGUAGAAAGGAGCUUUGAAACAAAGUUAUUCUAAUAAAUGGUGUUUAGUGUUUUAUAUCCAUAGCAUUAUGGACAGUUAGCGAGAUUUAUUUGCUUCUAUAAAAAUAGUACUUUAUCUCAUAACAAUAUAGCGGUAGGAGACCGCAUUUAUUUACGAAAUAGUUUUUCAAUAAUAAGUGCGAUAUUACUUUAGCGGUUUGAUUGUUUAUGUAAAUUAUGAUGUAUUUAUUCUGUUAAUAUUUUUUGUAUAACAAGAUUACGUCGAGAUGUGUUUGUGAACGUUUUCCCUCUAAAAUGGAUGAAUCUGAGGAGUUCAAUACGCUAACCUUCGAAAAGAAACUUUCUCAGUUGAAAGAUACUCAGGAGAGUAUCCAGUCAUUAUCUUCUUGGUGCUUGAAACAACGUGAUCAUCACAAAAAGAUUGUUUCGAGCUGGUUGAAUGUUUUGAAGCGGGUUAAAGUGGAGCAAAGAUUAGUGCUGUUCUAUCUAGCAAAUGAUGUGAUCCAAUAUAGUAAAAGAAAGAAUUAUAAAUUCGUUGAGAGUUGGGGAUUAAAUUUACAGAAAGCAACACCUCUGGUCAGGGAUGAAAAGGUUCGGCCGAAAAUAUUAAGAAUAUUUAAAAUUUGGGAACAAAGAUCGGUUUAUGAUGAUGAGUUCUUAUCGGAUUUGACUGGGCUGCUGAGUGCAGGACCUGGUAAAAAGGCUGAUGAUGAUCCUCUGGAUUUUCAACCACAGCAAUUAGUGAACAAAAUAAAGCAAUGCACAGUACUGGAGGCUGAUACAGAUUUAAGGUUGAAAUAUAUACAUGAGAAUCAUUUACAACUCUCAGAUUCUGACGCAUUACGAGCUAGUCUUAAGGAUAGAAGUAAUAAAGAUGAUGUUGAGAAAGAACUAAACGAAGGUAUUGCCUGUGUAGAAAGGUACACACAAGCUUUACAAAGAGAGAUAGUGGCUAGAGAGGCGUUGUUAGCUCUUCUCACUUCAGCGGAUCAUUACUACUCUACGCAGCGUGGGGAAGUCAAAGUUGUUGCUUAUGCAUACAAAACAUUUGGUGCCCGUGUCCGUGCAUUGAAACGCAAAUUGGACGAGCUUAUCCCCACAUUACCCAGUGCGGUGCCUUCACCUCCGCAGAGGGAUGAGGAUGUUCCCUCUCCGGGACCUGAUGAGGACUUGGAUCUUCCUAACAAUACUGGAUCUGGAGAUGAUGACAUAUCAUACAAUAUUGACCGAACAUUCAACACAUCGUUGGCAGCUGAUGGAUCUUUAUACAAUUUGGGACUAUCAUCGUUUUUAACAACAGAGAAUCCUUUGGCACUUUUUAAUAAAACUGAUGAAAUUAAUAAUUCGAACAAAAUAGAAGUUAUAAACAACAGGUCUAGUGAAAAGCAAGAUUUCAAUAUAAGUGACUUUUUGAAGACAUUAGCACCAAAUGAGACAAAUAUAAAUACUACAGACAAUAAUACAGCAGUGAACACAACAAUAUCUCAAAAGUCUCAAGAAGCGUUGCCCGGCUUGGACCUCCUGACACCGGAGAGUACGGGCAACCCACCUCCGACAUCAUUCUACGGUACUAAUGUUGAAAUUGUACACGAUGAUACAGAACCAAGUUUCCAACGAGAGCCUGCCAAUGCAGCUUGGAACACCAACACUUGGGUACCACGAACAAGUCCACUGAUGCUUCGCGGAAUGUUCGCGGACACGCCGGAGUCCCCGCCGCCCGCGCCACUACCGCCACCGCCCAUACCCAACAUGCCCACUAUGCCCAGCAUGCCCACUAUCCCCGGCAUGCCCACGCUCGCCAUGCCCACGCCGCCCACGCCGCCCACCAUGCCCACUAUACCUACGAUACCAGUGAUGACUGUACGAACAGAUACCUACAGUCAGGACGCGACGCCAACAGACGUAGACCACAGAGCACUGCCACCUCCACCUCCACCUCCCGUACUACCCUUACUCACACAUAUAGAGGACAUCGACCAUAGACUGCUGACCGCGCCCCCCGCACCCCCCGCACCUCACGCACCCCCCGCACCUCCUGUCACCACGGCAGCACGUCAUGUCGCCUCACAUCAAGAUGUGGACCAUAGGAAUUUAAUAUCACUGACACAUCAGCUGGCGACAACAAACACACAUCCUGUUAAAGAUCAAGACUACCGCGUGCCGCCAAUAACCGCGCCCAGCGACAUCGUGGAGAGUGUAGACAUGGAUCUGUCUGAAGACGAGGAUCUUCAAGGGCUGUACCCAGCACAGGCGAAUGCUGAACACGUCAGACGACAAAGUUUCAACAAUAACAAAGUUCUUGUUGGAGGUGAUAAUGGAAAAGUUAACAUCAACGAACAGAAUAAUCAUAAUCUAAUACCAAUACAUCACAGAAGAGAUAGAGAGGAACACAAUUUUAAUAUGCCACCACCGAAACCAUUCAACACAAACCGAGAACAAGAAGAAUUUGAUGAAAUGUUUGAAGAUGAUAUAAGACAUCGUGGUAUAGAAAUGAGUAUGGAAAGAAGGAAUCCUUCACCACCAGAGUUUCAGAAUGAUUGGCCUCAACCGAGACCGCCAAUAAACCAACGUUUCCCAAGAAAUUGGACACCUAGGAAUAAUUUCAGGCCAUUUACACCUCAGUUCUGGCCUAGGAAUGGUCCUAGGCCGAUGAAUAGAUGGCCUGGACCUGGACCUAGGCCUCAAAGAUUUUGGUGAUGUGCAGUGUUGUGAAGUGAUGGUGUUAUAUAUACAAUGCUACUUCACAGUAGUUAUAUAUUAAAUAGUUUUAUUGAGACAUUUCUUCUUUCUAUAAAA
Messenger RNA from Papilio machaon (common yellow swallowtail), 2855 nucleotides. RefSeq names its product regulation of nuclear pre-mRNA domain-containing protein 2. Gene Ontology annotation, molecular function: RNA polymerase II complex binding. Lineage: Eukaryota; Metazoa; Arthropoda; Insecta; Lepidoptera; Papilionidae. Gene Ontology annotation, biological process: mRNA 3'-end processing. Bases 354 to 2756 code for a protein of 800 amino acids. The record is from RefSeq and is a predicted model, not a curated record. The transcript has 15 exons. Gene Ontology annotation, cellular component: RNA polymerase II, holoenzyme.